UGAUGGCGAGCGCGUGCCGUGUGUGCGCGGCGACGCGGGCGUCUGCGCAGCUCCACGCAUCACAUGCCGUCUAACGGAGGCCCAUGUGAGAGCAGCUGUCAGCAGAGUCUGCAUUCUACUUCCCGGACAUGGAGUCAGGUUCCAUGGAGCAGCUGGAGCCAGAGGAGGAGUUCCUGAGAUUUUCCCGGAAUGGAGAUCUGCCUGGAGUUCAGAGGCUUCUCGUGUCCCAGAUUAACGAAGAGAGGCAGAUCGACAUCAACUGUAAAGGUAAAAGUAAGUCUAACCUAGGAUGGACGCCUCUUCACUUGGCCUGCUAUUUUGGUCACAAAGAAGUUGUGAAGGAACUACUUAAGGCAGGUGCAGAUGUUAACUUGCCCAAUAAUAUUGGAGACACCCCUCUGCAUAAAGCUGCCUUCACAGGAAGAAAGGAGAUUGUCAUGCUGCUGCUGCACUAUGAUGCAUGUGCUACUGUCAUCAAUGGGACAGCACAAGUUCCCAAAGAUGUCACUCAGAAUGCUGAGAUCAGAGGCAUGUUGGAAGCUGCUGAGAGGACAGAGGAGAGGAAACUGGAGGAGAAGCUUCUGGAAGCAGCUCGUGAAGGAGAUCUGUCCACAUUAAGUCAGCUGCUCACCAAGAGAAAGCCCUCAGAUAUCAACUGCACCGAUCUCCUGGGAAACACUCCACUGCACUGCGCGGCUUAUCGAGGCCAGAGGCAGUGUGCCCUGAAGCUGCUGAAGAGUGGAGCCAGCCCCUACUCAAAGAACAAGAACGGUCAGACAGCGCUGGACUUGGCCAGUGGAACAGCAAUGCAACAGUUUCUGGAAGCCAACAUUCAUCGGGGUUCAACUCGUCAUGUCAAGAAGUUUGAGGGUCUCAUCUGGAAGGCAUGGCUUGAUGCUCUGGAGGAGCACUCAGCUUACAGCACACACUACUGCUCCCAGGAGCAGGACAGUGAGGAGGAGGAGGAGGAAGAGGAAGUGAUGUCACUUGGGGAAUUGUCAGAGUCAUUACAGGCAGCAGAGGUCAGCCAGAAGAAGCUGGAAAAGGAGGUGGCAGCUUUCCUGUCCCUGCUGAGAAAUGACGCCGUGUCCGAGCAGUUUCCAUCUGCCGUUCUGCAGAAAAUGCAGGAAAUCUGUGAUCUGUCCAGUGAGACCUCAUCCAGCCUCAGUGUCUGCCUCAGCCUCUUAUCCAAGCAGCAAGGGGUACGCAGUUUGAAAUUGGAGCAGGAGGUCGAGAAGAACAAGAUCCUUUCUGAAGCACUACAGACUCUGGCCACAGAGCAUCACGAACUUGAGCAAUCGGUCGUCAAGGGAUCUUCGCCGCGGAGCGCCCUCAGUGAGGAUGACUUCCACGACGCUGUAUCUGAAUCAGACUCUGAGAUCUCCCUGAGCGGCUUUGAGACGGUCGCCAGCCAUUCCUUUGACGAGGACGACGAGGAAGACGAAGGCUCCGUCAUGCUAAGCAGCCCUUGUAGCAGUCCAACGACCAGCAUGCAGCAGGAGGAUUGCCAUGGAGACAAGAACGAGACUCAGCCCAAUGGAAUAACAAAGCAUAGGAUGAGUUUACCUGCACCAAUGUUUUCAAGGAAUGACUUCAGCAUUUGGAGUAUCCUGAGGAACUGCAUUGGAAUGGAGCUCUCCAAGAUUACAAUGCCAGUGAUUUUCAACGAGCCCCUCAGCUUCUUGCAGCGUCUGACGGAGUACAUGGAGCACACGUACCUCAUUCACCAGGCCAACACCAGCUCAGACUCCAUUGAGAGGAUGAAGUGUGUGGCUGCGUUCGCCGUGUCCGCCGUGGCCUCUCAGUGGGAACGCACAGGGAAACCCUUCAACCCUCUGCUAGGAGAAACCUACGAACUGGUCAGAGAGGAUCUGGGCUUCAGGCUCAUCUCUGAGCAGGUGAGCCACCAUCCUCCGGUCAGUGCCUUCCACGCUGAGGGCCUAAAGCAAGACUUUGUGUUUCAUGGAUCCAUCUACCCAAAACUUAAGUUCUGGGGCAAGAGUGUUGAAGCUGAACCAAAAGGGACCAUCACGCUGGAGCUCCCCAAGUACAACGAAGCCUAUACAUGGACGAAUCCCACCUGCUGUGUUCACAACAUCAUAGUGGGUCAGCUGUGGAUCGAGCAGUACGGAAACAUGGAAGUGAUCAACCACAGAACUGGUGAAAAGUGCUGUCUGAACUUUAAACCAUGUGGACUGUUUGGGAAAGAGCUGCACAAAGUGGAAGGUUACAUUUUUGAUAAAAGCAAAAAGAAGCUGUGUGCGCUCUAUGGGAAGUGGACAGAGUGUCUCCAUGUCGUUAGCCCGGCAGCCUUUGAAGCUCACAAGAAAAACGACAAGAAAUCAUCAGAAGACAAGAAAGCCAGCAAAGCGGGCAGCAGUGCAGAUCAGGAGGACGUUCCUUCUCCAGCUGCAGACACUGUGGAGGUGAUUCCAGGCAGCCAGCUGCUGUGGAGAAUCGCUCCCAGACCGGCCAACUCCACCCAGAUGUACAGCUUCACUUGCUUCGCCAUGCAGCUGAACGAGCUGACCCCAGAGAUGGAGGGAGUCAUUCCUCAGACUGACUGCAGACUCAGACCAGACAUCCGCGCCAUGGAGAACGGCGACAUCGACCUCGCCAGUGAGGAGAAAAAGAGACUUGAGGAGAAACAAAGAGCUGCUCGCAAAAACCGAAGCAAAUCUGACGAGGACUCGAAGAUGAAAAGUCCUUCCCUGGGCCCCAGGUGGUUCCAACAAGGCCAGAACCCCCACACCCGCUCCCAGGACUGGCUCUUCUCAGGCGGAUACUGGGACCGGACGUACCCCAACCUGCCGGAUAUUUACUAACGCUCUCCUGCUGCUCGCAAUGAUGUCACCAUGAGGAGCAGUUUCAGCUCUUCUCUUUUUUAACUUAAAAACUAAAGUUACUCACUCACUGACAAAGGAGCACAAUGUAAAUAGCGUGGCCUUAAUCAAAUGUACGACCAGAAGCUGUGAGUUAAACAUGUCUCAAUCAUUAGUUCAAAUACUUAGCAAAGUUACUUUCUUCCCUUUAAAAAAAACUUGUUUAUGUAUAUAUCAAACUGUUGGCUCAGGUGCACAUGUAUGUUGUACUCUGAAUUGUUCAUUACUGUAUGCUUGUAUAGUAUAUAUACACAGCCCAUGUUAUCCCCAGUUUGUCUGGAUUUGAAUUAUGUUACAGAACCUCCAGCAGGAGUUAAGUAGAGACUGACGUGAAUGUGUUCUCAUCAAGAAUCAUGUACAAAUCAAUUCCACAUGUGUUCUAUUUAAACCCUUACCACCCUGAUAAAAUGACUUAAAGAAUCAUCUGUGGGUUUGAAAUAGUGCUGCCACCAACGAUUAUUUUAAGUGUCGGCAAAGCGAGCAGAAGUUGUGCUGAACUUCAUAGUGAUAGAUUCUAGUUCAGAGACCUGAUGGAUCAGAGGGAUGUGUACAACGCUCUGAAAAAUGAGCAAUGUUGCAGUGAUUAGUAGUGAAAUACACAUUGGCUUCUGCUUUGAGAAAACUUGAGCUGCAGCUCUGACUGUCAUGUAAAUAAAACAUCUUAGCCUCAUUCAUCCUGUAAUCACACUGAUAUGUUUCUGGAAAGAAUUGGUUUGUUUUCCCUUCACUUUUGAAGCACCUGUUCAGGUUAAUGAACCGUUUAAAUGCUAGAUUUAAUAAUCUUGCAAUCACACUUUUAGACACUUAUUUGUUAAAGCACAUUCAUUCAGUUUUUUCUUUAAAUGAAAAAUAUGUUGUUGUGGAAAUCAGACAAUAUUGACUGUUCCCUUGAAAAACAAAUAUUUCAUAAUUUACCAAAAGAAAAGCAGAAUUAAUUUCUGGAUCAAAGCAACUUGUAUAUGAGAUCCAGUCGCUGUGUUUAAUGGUGUGAUCAUUAAAUAAAAUGAAUUUGA
This is a messenger RNA of Oryzias melastigma (Indian medaka), 3895 nucleotides long. It is a transcript of the gene osbpl1a, whose product is annotated as oxysterol binding protein-like 1A. Lineage: Eukaryota; Metazoa; Chordata; Actinopteri; Beloniformes; Adrianichthyidae. Gene Ontology annotation, cellular component: cytosol; intracellular membrane-bounded organelle; membrane. The record is from RefSeq and is a predicted model, not a curated record. Gene Ontology annotation, molecular function: protein binding; cholesterol binding.